GGUUUAGGAAAAACUAAUAGCACAUUCAUUGCCUAAGUUGCGAUGAACUUCCAGUGGAUGAAGUCAGACAUAAAUUCACUGAUAAAAUGCAGAAAGCCGACUUUUCUGAUAGACCAAUGUACGGGUGUGAUAAACCCUUUAUGCUGCAAAAGCAUAUUUUUUUUCCGCUCGGGGAACUAUGGCUCCAGCUUCAAGACUGCAUGGCAGUCCGUUAGACAGUUCAGAUCAAAUGUGCGCAAGAAAGGGAGGGAGGGUCAGACAUUGUGCACCAUGCAAAAGUACGCAGAGACGAGGAGCAUGAGGUCAAUGCUCGCUGCCUUCAAUAGCGCCUAAACGAGCACAGUCCUCGUCGUCAUGGCACUUUGAUUCCAUAUGUUCCAGGAUCUCUCUAUCCUACCUAUGGCAACAAGGCUCUUGGCGCCUCAGAACGGAUGAACUCCUGCACACUGACGUCAGUCAGGAACAACAGGUUAUGUCAAUUUGCGAUGGGAGGUCUAGGAUCAUUGACUCGGUGGUGCAGGUCAAAAGUCUUGCUUCUGAUGUACCCAUGCUAUGUCCUAAACGAUAAUCUAUGUAGACAUUGGACAACCUCCUUUUUUCAUGUAUUUCGGUAUAAGACACCCCUUGAUCUGCCCGUAAAGAUGGUGGACACAUCAUGGUACAAUUCACUUCUUGUUAUCGUGGCCUGCAAUUUACAGAAUCUGAUUGAUUGUUCUGAUUGUUCUACUUCUCGUCUUUAUGAAGGCUAUCUAAACCCCGGUCGUAGCUGAGAUUAUUUUCUGAAGUUUCCAUUUCUAGGAUUCCUGAGAGAUCGGUCAGUCAACGCUGUUGCAAGUGUGGAGCCGAGUAACUGGAGGAAGGCAUAUUUCCUGCGGUGCUUUUUCGUACACCACGUUAUGAAGAGCAAGGAAAGGUGUUUCGAAGUUGAUGUUAACUUGACGCAUAGACGACUCAAGGCAAAAAGUUACGGAAAUUGUACCAAAACAUUGCGGAUGAUGCAUCGAGCAGGCCAAGGUCGUUGGGGUUGGUCGUCACACAAUGGGAAACAUUUGGGCAUUGUUUCGAGAUCUGAAGCAUCCAAUCAAUCAACGAAGCCAAAGGAAACAGUCAAGAAGAAAAAUCCAAGGAAACAGCUAAAGACACAAAGAAAAAGUCUCAAGAAAAAGUCCGCGAGGUAUAAACUGCUAACUGGUCUAAGACGAAAAUCGGACGCAUGCUUACAGAGCCAUGACUGACAUGGCUCGAGAAGAUCGUCCCUCGUCCCUUUACUGCUUCUGGUCUCAAGGCGACAAAUCUUGUCUAAAUCUGACGAUGGAAUCAGCCACUCCCAAACGUUUUAGAGAUGACGACCAAGGACAGAAAAGCUGCUCUACUGAGA
This is a messenger RNA of Marchantia polymorpha subsp. ruderalis, 1378 nucleotides long. The record is from the annotation of a GenBank genome assembly. NCBI's taxonomy places the organism in Eukaryota, Viridiplantae, Streptophyta, Marchantiopsida, Marchantiales, Marchantiaceae.